AAGGAAAAUACAUGCGGAAUACAAUAUUUUUAAUUUUGAAUGAUUGAUAGAAACUUAUCGUAAGCUUUUCAAACGUACACAUGUGUCUUAUCACCAAAUUCUUUCCUCCUUUUGCCGCUUUAAGCAUAGAUUUGUGCAACAAUAUAUAUCAGUGUUAGAGAAGUGCUAGUAAACGAUUAUACUAUAUGUAUUUUAUUUUUUUGUGCGUCUGAUUGUAAGACAGAAAAAAAUUGAAGGUUUAAAAUUUCACAAUUCGAAGCCUCAGUCGCCGAAAAUUUCAGAAACAUGUUUCGUCUUCUUCUAGUGGUCACAGCGCUUCUUGCGCUGAUCGACGCGCAGAUUCAGAGGAUUCCAUUGUACAAGAUGGAUUCUGCUCGAAAAACUUUGAAAAAGAUGGGCACCGACAUGAAACAAUUUAAUCGGCCAUGCGGAAAAAAUAAAAUUGCAACGGAACAUUUGAUCAAUUAUUUAGACGUGGAGUACUAUGGUCAAAUCAGUAUCGGAACUCCACCGCAAAGCUUUACAGUAGUAUUUGACACUGGUUCCUCAAAUCUUUGGGUACCAUCCAAUAAGUGCAGCGAUACUAACGUUGCUUGCUUAUUACAUAAUAAAUAUGAUAAUACAAAAUCCAAAACAUUCAAACCGAAUGGUACUCUGUUCUCUAUUGAGUAUGGCUUUAAUAGCAGUGUGUUUGGAUUCUUAUCUACUGAUGUAGUGAAUGUUGCCGGUCUCAAUGUUCAAAAUCAAAUAUUUGCGCAAGCGAUUGACGAGUCAGGCAUAAUAUUCGUUGUUGCAAAGUUUGACGGUAUCUUGGGUAUGGGCUAUGACACGACAUCCAUCGAUGGAGUGACGCCUGUUUUCUACAAUAUGCUCCAACAAAAGCUAGUAUCACAACCUGUUUUUAGCUUCUAUUUGAGUCGAAAAAACGAUCUAUGCAGAAAUUCUUCAGCCAAGGCAGGUGGUGAAUUGAUAUUGGGUGGUUUCGAUCGCGCUUAUUACAGUGGCAGUCUCACAUAUAUUCCUGUUAGUUGUAAACGUAAAGGAUACUGGCAAAUUACUAUGCAAAGGAUCAGAAUACUUAGAACUACAAACAAACCAGGUCAAUCCGUGUGCGCACAUGGCUGCGAAGCUCUCGUUAGUACAGGUACCUCACUAAUAAUUGGACCAACAUCGGAAAUCGACAUUAUUAAUAGCCAUAUUGGAGCUAAACUUGAUAGUAAUGGAGACCCAAUAGUGAACUGCAAUAAUAUUCAUAAAUUGCCUGUAAUUCGUUUUAUUUCGCAUGGUAACAGAUUCUCCCUUACCGGUAAGGAUUACAUUCUUAAGAAGCCAGCUCAGGACGGCACCACGAUAUGUUUGAGCGGUUUCUUGGGAUCUAAUUCACCGAUAUGGACUCUGGGCGAUGUAUUUAUUCGCCGUUAUUACACAGUGUUUGAUCUGGGAAAAAAUCGAGUGGGAUUUGCCCCUGCAAAAUAAAUGAUUGUCUUCUCUGGAAGUUACCAUUAGAGCUGUUAGUAGACGUAAAUGAUAAUUUUGCGCGAAUAAACUAAAAUAUUUUUUUUUAAAUAACAUUUCAUGCUUACUGUCUCGUGUAAUUUUUAUUUAUAAUAUUAUCUAUGCGAUUUAUCGUUAUAAGCGGAUAUAUAUAAUGUUUUCGAAAAUUAAAACGAAGAUGUAUGCGAUAUCUUCCAUCAGUAAUCUGAGAUAUAUCUUUCAGUAUAUAAUACCGUAUUAAAACGUAUAUUGUUUAAAUUUAAAUAAAUCUAUUAAAAUAAAA
Molecule: messenger RNA, 1777 nt
Organism: Formica exsecta
Lineage: Eukaryota; Metazoa; Arthropoda; Insecta; Hymenoptera; Formicidae
Product: lysosomal aspartic protease-like
Exons: 8
Coding region: 286-1476 (396 amino acids)
Biological process (GO): proteolysis
Molecular function (GO): aspartic-type endopeptidase activity
Source: RefSeq, a predicted model, not a curated record